AUGCCAGAGGAGCCCUCCACACGACUUUUUCGGGAAGCCUUCGCUCUGGGUCGCGAAAUCCGCGUGGAUGAGACUUCGCAAUACAGGCAUAUGGAGCUUGCCUGGCCGGAGUAUUUGGUUGCAAUGGGUGCAAUCAUGCGGCUACAGCAAGACUUUGAUCCUGAGUUUUUUGCGGAGAGUCUAUCAAACUUCUUCGAGACGCUCAUACCUCUGAGUGACAGCCUACUGGCGGGCAACCCAGCUACUGCAGGCCGCAAGGUUGGGAAUUCGAAGGACCAGGCGCUGCUGGUGCUCAUUGCUCAGGUCUUUCAGGAAGCUGAUGAGGAUGAGACAGGAACCAUCGACCAGACAGAAUUCCGCACGUUCUUUCAGCAGCCGAAGGUCCGCUUUGAGUCAGAUUCUAUUUCUUGGCCGAGAUCCAACUUGAACAUGAUGUUCAACUCAAUGGAUGCGGAUGGUCAAGGAUUGCUGACCUUUGACGAGCUGUGUGACGGCUUCUUGAAGAUGGCGUCCAUCAUGAGGAGCAAUGAGCGUGCCAUCUCUUACAUUCGCAAGGUCUUUACCGAGUCUGAUGACGACGGAUCUGGCAGCUUAGACAAGGCCACCGACCUGUCAGACUUGUUCUCGCUGAUCGAUGAGGAGCGGUGUGAAGCAGAAUGGGAGCGUCCGGAUGGUAGUGGCAGCGUGACUGAGGAUGAGGUCGUUGCUGGCCUGGUCAUGCUGCGCGACCCCAAAACUGCGGGUGAACGUGGUGUGGCGCUGCUCAGCAAGAUCUUCCAUGAGGCGGAUUUGGAUGGUAGUGGAGCCUUGGACAAGUACGAGUACGUGACGGCCUGGAACCUUUGGGAGCGAUGUUUUGCGCCCAAGCCUUGCCGAUCCUUGCCUGGCAAGGCUUUCUCGGAAGAGCAAGUGACCCAGCAGCUCAUGGCUCGAAAUCUCAAGGUCCCGGACUGGGAAGGCCUCUUUGAAGUCCUGGAUGCCGAUGGAAGUGGAACCCUCCAGUGGGAUGAGCUUCGUGAAGGAGCGUUCUUUCUUUCUAUCUAUCUAUCUAUCUUUCCUUCUUUCUUUCCUUAUUUCUUUAUUUCGUUCUUUCGUUCUUUCUUUCUUUCUUUCUUUCUUUCUUCGUGA
Durusdinium trenchii is the source of this 1128-nucleotide messenger RNA. NCBI's taxonomy places the organism in Eukaryota, Dinophyceae, Suessiales, Symbiodiniaceae. The record is from the annotation of a GenBank genome assembly.